Molecule: messenger RNA, 3290 nt
Organism: Camellia sinensis
Lineage: Eukaryota; Viridiplantae; Streptophyta; Magnoliopsida; Ericales; Theaceae
Source: RefSeq, a predicted model, not a curated record
UUGCAGGCAAAGACUUUGAUCUCAUCAAAUAAUUUUUUCUUUCUCAGAGCAAAUCAAUCUUGGCUUCUCUUCUUUCACUCUACAAGACUACAAUCUAUUUCCUUCAUUUUCCUAGUCUCUGUUCUACCUCUACAACUAAAAGAAAAACCAACAUGGUUGCAGCCUUGGUUGGAGGAGCAUUUCUUUCUGCCACCCUUCAAGUGCUGUUUGACCGUUUGGCUUCUCGCGAGUUCGUCAACUUUUUCCGUGCUCAAAAGCUUGAUGAUAAACUCCUCAGGAAGCUCAAGUCAACAUUGCGGGGACUUAAUGUUCUGCUCGAUGAUGCAGAGGACAAGCAGAUCACUAACCUUGCUGUGAAAGACUGGAUGGAUGAACUUAAAGUUGCUGUGUAUCAUGCAGAUGAUUUACUCGAUGAGAUUGCUACCGAGGCUUUGCGAUGCAAGUCUGAAGCCAAGUACCAUAGCGGGUCAGACCAGGUACGAAGUCCCACCUUGAUUUCUUCUUCUAGUUCAUUUGAUGCAGAUAUAGUGUCCAAGAUAGAGGAGAUCAUUGAUAGAUUAGAAUGUUUUCCCAAAGAAAAAGAUGUCCUCGGUUUGAGAGAAGUUGCUGGGCAAAAAUUGUAUCACGGAUUGCCAACAACUUCUUUGGUUGAUGAAUCUGGUGUUUUUGGAAGGGAUAAUGACAAGGAGGAUGUAAUUAAGUUGCUGCUCUCAGAUGAGGCAAGUGGUGGUAAUCAGAAGAUAGAUGUGAUUGCGAUAGUGGGGAUGGGUGGGGUUGGCAAGACCACCCUUGCUCAAUUUUUAUACAAUGAUGGCAGAGUGGAUGAUCACUUUGAUAUGAAAGCAUGGGUUUGUGUCUCUGAUGAAUUCGAUGUUGUAAGGGUUACAAGAACAAUUCUUGAGGCAGUCAUUCUGCAGCGUUCUGAUAUGAUGGACCUUAGUAAAAAGGACCUUAAUCAGCUUCAAGUCAAGCUCAAGGAAUGCUUGAGUGGGAAGAAAUUUCUGAUCGUUCUAGACGAUGUUUGGAAUGAGAACUAUGAUAACUGGGAUAGCUUGAGGAGUCCUUUUGGAUAUGGAGAACAUGGGAGCAGGAUUAUUGUUACAACGCGCAAUGAGAGCGUUUCGUCUAUUAUGCAAACAGUUCCUAUUCAUCGUUUGCAGCAAUUAUCGGAUGAAGAUUGCUGGAAAUUGUUUGCCAAACAUGCAUUUGACAAGGGAGAUUGUGGUGCACAUCCAAAUCUUGAAAGGAUUGGUAAAGAGAUUGUGAAAAAGUGUAAAGGUUUGCCUCUAGCAGCAAAAACAUUAGCCGGUCUUUUGCGCUCUAAAAGGGAUGUUGAGGAUUGGAAUAAUAUAUUGAAAAGUGGAAUAUGGGAUUUGCCAAAGGAGAAGAGCAAUAUUCUUCCAGCCUUAAAAUUGAGCUAUCAUUACCUCCCUUCGCAUUUAAAGAGAUGCUUUGCUUAUUGUUCUAUAUUUCCUAAAAAUUAUGAAUUUCAAAUGGAGAGAUUAGUCCUAAUGUGGAUGGCUGAAGGUUUUGUUGAGCAACCCAGAAGUAAAAAAACGAGGGAAGAGGUAGGUUAUGAGUGCUUCAAUGAAUUGCAAUCAAGGUCAUUUUUUCAACGAUCAAAUGCCAAUAAAUAUUGUUUUGUCAUGCAUGAUCUUGUUAAUGAUUUAGCUCAAGCUGUGUCUGGAGAUUUCUGUUAUGUGUUAGAGGAUGACAACACACAUCAUAUUUCUGAAAGGGUACUUCAUUUCUCAUGUGUUAGCAGCAAAUUUGAUGGCUUUGAAAAAUUCAAGCUAAUUAAUGAUGCUAAGUUUUUAAGGACUUUUCUAGCACUAAAUCCUGCAGUCUAUUCUUAUUCGUGGUUGAGCAAAAAGGUUUUGGAUGAUAUUUUGCCAAAACUAACAUGCUUACGGAUGUUGUCUUUGCAAUGGUAUAAUAUUAUAGAAUUGCCUCCUUCAAUUGGCAAUUUACUACAUCUAAGGUAUUUGGAUCUUUCUUACACGGAAAUCAAACAAUUGCCUGAAUCAGUUUGUACCAUGUAUAACUUAGAAACAUUACUGCUGUAUAAUUGUGAUAAGCUAACUACCUUGCCGGUAAAUCUUCGAAACCUAAUUCAGUUGCGCCAUCUUGAUAUUACUGGGACUAAUUUACAGGAGAUGCCAAAGCAAAUGAGUCAAUUAAAAGGCCUCCAAGUUUUAACUGCCUUUGUGGUGGGCAAGUCCAAGGGGUUAGGUAUUGAAGAGUUGAAGGAGUUUCGUCGUCUUCAAAGGAGGCUCUCCAUUUCAAGUUUGCAAAAUGUAACUAAUGGCAUGGGUGCAAUGGAGGCAAAAUUGGAGGAGAAAAUGUACCUUGAAGAACUGGUACUCGAAUGGAGUAGCAGUACCAAUGAUUCACAGGAUGAGAGAGAUGUUCUCGACAAGCUAAAACCUCAUACAAACUUGAAAUGCCUUGAGAUUAAAAACUUUGGUGGCACAAGAUUUCCAGAUUGGUUGGGAGAUAAAUCAUUUUGUAAAAUAGUGCGUUUGUCUCUUGACAAUUGUGAGUAUUGCUUUUCCUUGCCACCAUUUGGUCAGUUGCCCUCUUUGAAAGACCUUGAAAUUUCAAGGAUGCAAGGAAUAACAACGGUAGGCCUUGAAUUCUAUGGAGAUAGUUCUUUACCAUUUCAAUCUCUAGAGACUCUUAGAUUUGAAGCAAUGUUGGAGUGGGUGGACUGGUAUAUAUUAGAAUCUGCAGAGUUCUCUAAGCUUAAAGUGCUUCAGGUAAUCAAUUGUCCAAAGCUGAUUGGAGGCUUACCCAAACACAUUCCAUCUUGUGUGAGCCUUGAGAUUCAGGAAUGCUCAAGACUUACAAGUGAAUUAGUAUUGAAAGGAUGUGAUGGGGUAGAAUUGGGGUGUCGAGGUUUGUCUUCCCUUACAAAAUUAGAUAUUUUAGAUAUGCCUAAUUUGAAGGAAUUGACACCCCAGCUGUGCACUUUAACAAAUCUGAAGGAGUUCACGCUAUUUAAUUGUCCAAGCCUAUUGUCAUUCCCAGAUACAGGGUUGCCGCCCAGGCUUACAAGCCUUUCAAUCAGGUAUUGUGAAGUUCUAGUGUUCCCCAGAUCCGAGGAUAUGGAGAACUGCUACAGAUCCCUUGAAACUUUGUACUUGUAUCGCUGUGAUGCUCUCAAACCCAUGUUGCUUGGAUUCUUUCCAAAGCUUCGAUCUCUAGAAAUCGAGAGUUGUAGAAAUUUCGAGAGUAUUACAGAUCUAAACAUGCUUGGGCUCCAAAAUUUGACAUCUCUCGAGUCACUU